Messenger RNA from Meleagris gallopavo (turkey), 345 nucleotides. The record is from RefSeq and is a predicted model, not a curated record. Lineage: Eukaryota; Metazoa; Chordata; Aves; Galliformes; Phasianidae.
CAGCUGCCCUUUUACAAAAAUUUCUUCCAGUUCUGGGAGGUCAUCAGUGAUGAGCAUGGGAUUGACCCCACUGGCAGCUACCAUGGGGACAGCGACCUGCAGCUGGAGAGGAUCAACGUGUACUACAAUGAAGCUGCCGGUAACAAGUACGUCCCCCGUGCCAUCCUGGUUGACCUGGAGCCCGGCACAAUGGACUCGGUGCGCUCCGGCCCCUUUGGACAGAUCUUCCGACCCGACAACUUUGUCUUUGGUCAGAGCGGGGCCGGCAACAACUGGGCCAAGGGGCACUACACCGAAGGUGCUGAGCUGGUGGACUCCGUGCUGGACGUGGUGAGGAAGGAGUCG